This is a messenger RNA of Blepharisma stoltei, 2608 nucleotides long. Lineage: Eukaryota; Ciliophora; Heterotrichea; Heterotrichida; Blepharismidae. The record is from the annotation of a GenBank genome assembly.
AUGAAAACUGAGACAGAAGAAACAACCGACACUUUUGAGUAUGAAAAUAAUCCAGACAAGACCACAAAAUUAGACAAUCCUGAGAUUAGUCAGGACAUAGCCUUAAAUAUUGAAAAUAUCAAUUUUUUUAAAAGAUCUCACAGGAUGACAAAGGCGAUAUCGCUUCUAUUUAAUUCUUCUUUGAAUCCAAACGAGAGAAUGAAUAAAAAAGAAUUGAUGCUGAUUUGAUAUGAGCUCAAUAUGGUUGAUAUCGAAAGCAUUACGUUUAUACUUCCAGCUUUUAUUAAUCUAGAAGCUCUAUACUUAAGCAACAAUAGUAUAGGAGUUUUACAAGCACAAAAAUUAUCUGAAUGCCUUGUAUAUUUAAAAGAACUUCGAGUGCUAGUUAUAGCUAGCAACAAUAUAGGGGAUGAAGGAAUAAAGUGGAUUUCUACUGCGAUAAAAUAUCUAAAUCAUACUACUUAAGAGUGAACAAGAUUUUAAGUUCGUUUUUCAGAGGAAUUAAUGUUAUUAGGGUUAUAAUAAGUAAAUAUUUAAAAAAUCUAUAAAAUAUAAUUUUUUUUGGUGCAAAUUGUUGAAGAUUAUUAAUGUAUUAAAUAUUUUGUUGCUCGAAAGGAAAGCUAAUUUCGUAAAAUUAGGGAUUCCAAUGGUUUUUGUUCGCUCUUAAUGAAAGAGUAAAAAACAUAAAAACGCUCAAUUUCAAAUUAAAUAGCAUCACACAAAUUGGGGCUAAAUUUCUGAAGCUAUCAAUAAAGAAUUUUCGUUACUUGCGAAGAAUUGAGCUUGGAGGCUGCUGUCAAGCACAGAUCCCAACCCUACCUCCUACCCAUAUGAGAUCAUGAUCCCACCCCCUUGAUAGACCAUUACCUCACCUCUAUAGCAUAUAAUAUGGGAUAUUAUCAUAUGAUAUAUAAUAUUAUCUAUAUCCAAUAAUUCCAAGCAUCUUGUAUUUAAAUUACUUUAUUAAUUUAAAAUAAGUGUUUCCAUAAUUUGCUUAUGAAUAAUGGUUCCAAAAAUAUUGCCAAUGGGUUAAGUUAGUGAGUAACUAUUGUCAGAAUAAUUUUCUUUUCCUUUUUAUUUCCCGACAAAUUGCCAUUCAUCUAUCUUGUGUCAUUCCUCUUAGCAUAACUAGGCACGCUUUUAAAGGGUAAAUUGAGCUGGAUUACUGUGCGUUAACUAUGUUUCUUUAUAUAAAUGCUCUGCAAUACUAACUAUAAUCCCUUGGCUAGAUUUCUUAUGGCCGUUAUACGCGUAAUUUUCAUAUUAAAUUUCAAAUUAUGAAUUUGCCGCACUAAAAUCUGUGUUUUGAAACGUAUAUUUGGUUUCCACAUACCCAAUUCAAAAUGGCAUGCAUGUGCAUAAUAAGAAAUAAAUCCAACACAUCAUAUUAAAUAAAGCAAUUUUUUAUAUUAUAUGUGGUGAGGAUGGGGCUAUUACCUGAGCUCUACCAGGCAGCGAUUUACUCACAAAAAAUACAAUUGGCCCAAAAGGAGCAAAAUUUAUAGGAUCUGCUCUAAAAGAACUGAAUUUUGUCCGAAAAAUUGACUUAGAAGGAAAUGAAAUUAGAGAUAAAGGCCUUUCUGGAUUAAAGCCUGCUAUUUCAUUCAACCGAAAUUUAAAAGCGAUAAAUUUGUCUAAAAAUAGCAUUACCGCUGAAGGAAUCAGCAUUUUAAGCAACAUUUUGCCAGAACUGAAAUUCUUAUGACGCCUUGAUCUAUCCUACAAUAACCUCUCAACGAUUUCUCAUUACAACUUUUUUCAUGCUUUUAAAUCGCUGAAAAAAUUAAAAUUGCUUAAUCUAUCAAGAAAUAAAAUGGUGACGUUGACCGCACUCCCUAUGGCAGGUAGGACCCAUCCUGAUGUGUUGAAAGUAGGACCUCUGCUUCGGUGGAAGUAGGCCUUCAGGCUUCGGAAUGCCUUGCCGAAAAGGGAAGUUUUAUUUCUCCCCGAAGGUUUUUCCUGUCACUGCCAGAUGGGCUAGACAGGUUUUGCCUACCACAUGGUCUUUCCUCAUCGGGGCAAUCGGGGCGCUAUCUAAGAGCGGCUGUGCUCAGGGCGAGCUAAUCCUCUGGACAGGUGAUUCAGGUCGGAAAUCUAAGAUGGAGUCCUUGGAUGCCAUUUUGGAGCCGGGACGGAGCGGAUGGUCAGCACCUGCGGGAGCGCUUAUGGCUGGAUACUUAAUAACUUAACUUAAAUUAAUCUAUCAGGGACAAAUUUAAACGAAAAUGAUUUGGCCUUUAUUUUUACAAACCACUCAUUAUUUUCUAGCAUAGAAACUUUAUGCUUAAAUGAAAACAAUAUAAAUGAUGAAGGCGCAGAAAUAAUUUCUAAUGGUUUGGAGAAUUUUAUGUCUUUAAAGUCUAUUACACUUUAUGGUAAUAAAAUUACUGAUGAUGCUUUUGAGAUGUUAAUAGAGAGUUUUAUUAAAACAAACCUAAGAAGAGUAGACCUAGGCCAUAACCUAUUUACUUCAAAUAUAAUAAAGACUAUCAAAAAGUACAAAGAUGAGCUUGAAAGAUUUCAAAGCUUUAAUCUUAGGUCAGAAAUUAAUGAAAAGCUAAACCAAAAACUUUCGAUGUCAAGAAAGAGCGAUAUUUUGCUUCAAUAA